Molecule: messenger RNA, 524 nt
Organism: Medioppia subpectinata
Lineage: Eukaryota; Metazoa; Arthropoda; Arachnida; Sarcoptiformes; Oppiidae
Source: the annotation of a GenBank genome assembly
AUGUCUCACAUCAUCGGUGCUCACACUGUCAGCCAUCGCUUGCGAUCGUGGCACGAUUUUACGGAAAGCCGAUGCAUCGAGACGUGGCCGACGCCCCGCUUCUGGCACUCCCGUAGGAAACAAUGUGUUACCAGUAAUACAUAUAAACAAUUGUAUUACUCGAUGGUUACGAUCGCACUGUUCUUCAUACCGGUGCUCGUUAUGGCAGUGAAGAUGGUAUGUCUGGUGCUGUUAGUGUUUGUCAUAUCCUGGAUGCCUCUCCAGAUAAUUGUCCUCUACUCUCAAUUUGGUCAUUCAUCCCACGACUCGGGAGAGCUUCCUCAAUGGUUUUCAUGGCUGUCAUACGUGUCUCACUUCAUAGCCUAUGGAUCUUCAGCUAUAAAUCCCAUUAUUUACGGCGGAUUUAAUCAAAACUUCAGACACGCAUUUCAGGGUCAUCAAUCAUUUGGCACUAAUAUGACAGCUAUUAAAACCAAUUGUAAUCAUAAAUUCUAAUGUAAUAAUGACUAGAAUUUAAUGCAUGC